This is a messenger RNA of Danio aesculapii, 3824 nucleotides long. RefSeq names its product gastrula zinc finger protein XlCGF26.1. Gene Ontology annotation, molecular function: DNA-binding transcription factor activity, RNA polymerase II-specific; RNA polymerase II cis-regulatory region sequence-specific DNA binding. The coding region runs from base 189 to 1487 and encodes 432 amino acids. NCBI's taxonomy places the organism in Eukaryota, Metazoa, Chordata, Actinopteri, Cypriniformes, Danionidae. The transcript is spliced from 4 exons. The record is from RefSeq and is a predicted model, not a curated record. Gene Ontology annotation, biological process: regulation of transcription by RNA polymerase II.
AGUGUAAACACAAGUGAAACAGCGUCUAUGAUGCUCUAAAUCAGCUCUGUUUAUUACACUAUAAUCCUGAAGAUGUCUGCCGACACUGUGGUGAAGACCUCUGAGCCAUGCCAUGGUUAACCCCAACUGAAGAAACAGCAAACAGGAGGAAUCACAGCAGGAGAAACAACUGACAUACUAUAGUAAAGAUGGAGAUUGAGGAAGAACCCUGCAGAAUAAAAGAGGAAGAGACAGAGGAACAAAUAGACCAGACGGAGGUGAAUGAAGACAGACAGCAUCCGUUUAAUAAUCCUGGACGACUCACAAGUGAAGAUUCACAAAUGAAAACGGAACAGACUUGCAUACAGAUCGAACGAGAUCGAAGAAUUAGAGUCAAAGGAUCUUUCAUCUGCUGUGAAUGUGGGAAGAGUUUAAAAAGUGAAUUAUGGCUUAAAAAGCACACAAUGAUGGUUCACACUGGAGAAAAACUGUUAACGUGCACUCAGUGUGGAAAAGGUUUUGUAGACGAAGCCAAACUGGAGUCACACCUGAAGAGUCACACUGCAAACAGAUCAUUUACCUGCGCCGAGUGUGGAAAGAUGCUCAAAAGUAAAGACAAGUUAAACAACCACAUGAGGAUUCACAAUAAAGAAAGACCCUUCAGCUGCUCUGUGUGUGGAAAGAGUUUCAAGACUGAAAACAACUUAAGCCAGCAUCAGCGUAUUUACUGUGAAGUGAAGCCGUUGAGCUGUGAUCAGUGCCAUAAAGCAUUUCUAACGAGAUCACGGUUAAAAUCACACCUUAAAUUUCACUCUGAAGUGAAGCCUCAUGUCUGCUCUUUGUGUGGGAAGAGUUUCUUAUAUCUGAAUAUGUUAAAGGAGCACGAGCUUAUUCAUUCCGGAGUGAAACCUCAUGUGUGUCCACACUGCGGGAAGAGCUUUAGUUCAUCAAACUACCUAAAAAAGCACCAGAUUGUUCACACUGAUGUGAAUCCGUUCUCCUGCACUCACUGUGGAAAGACUUUCAAAGAGAAAAGGUCUCUUAAAGAUCAUCUGACCGCUCACGCUGGAGUGAAACCGUUCAGCUGUGAUCAGUGCGAUAAAACAUUUCUAUCCGCGUCAUACUUAAGGAAACACUUGAAAGUUCACUCUGGACUGAAGCCUCAUGUUUGCUCUUUUUGUGGGAAGAGUUUUUUAGCACUGCAAGCUUUAAAGCUUCAUCAGAUGAUUCACACUGGAGAGAGGCCUUACGUGUGCUCUGAAUGCGGGGACAGCUUUCUUAGAUCAAACUACUUAAAAAAACACCAGAGGAUUCACACCGGAGAGAAACCGUUCUCGUGCUCUCAGUGCGGAAAGAGUUUCAGAUAUAAAAACAAUCUAAAAGUGCAUCUCGUCUCUCACACUGGAGUGAAGCCGUUCAGCUGUGAUCAGUGCGGUAAAACAUUUGUUUGUUCAACAAACUUGAGAAACCACCUUAAAAUUCACGCUUCUGUGAAGCCACAAGCAUGAUUUUGCCUUAAUAAAGCUCAUUUUGUCAAGUUUUUCACAACAGCGAUCUUUAAAAGCCCAUCAGAUCCUUCAUACCGGAGUGAAACCUCAGGUGUGUUCAGAUAUUUUCUGUGCAUCAAACUACUUAAGAAAACACCAGAGGAUUCACACUGUAGAGAAACCGUACAAGUGUUCACAUCGUGAGAAGAGAUUCAGUUUUCAGAAACCUGUCAAUUCAUUAGAGAGUUCAUUCUGGAGAAAAGCCACACCAGUGCUCUACCAGUGGAUAGUUUCCUAUUGUUUAUGCUACUAAAACAUGAUCCCUCAGCACUGCAUCAAGAAUCCUCGUUCAUCUAUAAGCAGUAUCACCACAUGGGCUACUGUGGUUAACCUUUGUCAAGUACUACAAUACUUAGUUACAUCCAGAAAUGCCAGUGAAAACUGUACUGUGCCAAAAGGAAGCCCUAUGUUAACAGUGUCCAGAUGCAGCACCGUUGACUACUCUGGGCUCGGAGGCAUCUGGGAUGGACCAUCACACAGUAAAAACAUGUACUGUGGACAGAUGAAUCAGUAUUUCAUGUAUUUUUUGGGAGAAAUGGACACCGUGUGCUCCAGACCAAAGAAGAAAAGGAUCGUCCAAACUGUUACAAGCUACAAGUCUAAAAGCCAGGGUCUGUCAUGAUAUGGGGUUGUGUAAGUGCCCUUGGCAAAGGUAACUUGCACUUCUGUGAUGCCCCAAUAAUGCUGAAAUGUACAUGGAGAGUUUGGAGCACAAUAUGCUGCCUUCUUCUCCAAGGCUUAAUAUGUGCCGGAACAAGCCGGAUCCGGCACCUCUGAAAUCUGAUCCAGCACCUCAUUUUACUACUGAUCCCCCUCCUCACACACACCCCUGCCCGACCCACCCUGCACCGACUCCCUAACCCUCUUCACUUUCGUCCGCCACAAUCCACCUUCUUAAAUUUCGUCCGCAAAACUCCCCCGCCCCGCUCUAUACUUUCAUCCGCGACAACCCCCCCUCUCCCUCCUCUGGUAACAUGCUGGAUCCGUUACCCCGAUGUGUUCCGGUACCUCUCAAUUUACAAAUUAAUCACUGCGGAUGCCCAUGCAUAUUCCAACAAGACAAUGCAACACCACAUUCUGCACACAUUACAGAGUCCUGCUGCAGAGGAAGAGGAUACAGGUACUUGACUGGCCCGCCUGCAGUCCCGACCUGUCUACAGUUGAGAAUGUGUGGCGCAUUUUUAAGCGCAAAAUGCGACAAUGAAAACCCCCAUGCUGUUUCCCACCUUAAGACUUGUUUGUGGGAAUAAUGGGACAAAAUGACACUUGAAACACUUCAUCAGUUGGUGUCUUCAGUCCCUAAAUGUCUUUUAAGUGUUGUAAAAAAGAAGGGCAACAUUAUAAAGUGCUAAAUGCUUCACUGUCUCCAUUUUUUUGAAAUGUGUUGCAAGAAUCAAAAUUGAAAUACGUGUUUAUUUUGAGAAAAAAACAAUACAAAUCAUGAGGAACACCUUAAAUGAUGUUUGUUGUGUUGUCUGCGAUGAAAUACAAGUCAAAGUAAAUUUAGAAAUCACUAUCUAUCUUUAUUUAUUUGUGUUUUCUAUACUGUCCCAACCUUUUCUGAUUUGGGGUUGUUGAUGUAAACAUAUAUUUAUGUGUGUAUCACAUAUACAUUCAUUCAUUUUCUUGUCGGCUUAGUCCCUUUAUUAAAAGGGGGUCGCCACAGCGGAACAAACAGCCAACUCAUCCUGCAUUUGUUUUAUGCAGCGGAUGCCCUUUCAGCUGCAACCCAUCACUGGGAAACACAUACACUAUGGACAAUUUAGCCUUCCCAAUUAAUCUGUACCACAUGUCUUUGGACUGUGGGGGAAACCGGAGCACCUGGAGGAAACCCACGCAGGGAGAACAUGCAAACUCCACACAGAUACGCCAACUGACCCAACCGAGGCUCGAACCAGCAACCUUCUUGCUGUGAGUCGACAGCACUACCUACUGCGCCACUGCAUCACAUAUACAUAAUAAAUAUAUAUAAUAAUACACACAUCUUAUGUCAAACUUUGCUGGCUUUUUGCUGGAAGAGCAAGUUGAAAACAAAGCUCUUCAUGUGCUUAAAACAUGAAUAAAACAAAGAGAAUUAGAUGUCAGACAUGUUUUCAAAAAGCAACAGAAGUUUCUCAUUCAGUACUUUAUGUAAAUGCUUAAAACAUGUCUAUUAAAUGAAUGUAAAGUGGGUCUUUAUUAUUACCUUGUUUGAUAAAAGACACAACACACUACAUUUGCAUGAAAAGGUGUUUACUGUUAUGAAUACACUCAUUUAAAAGCAUCAGCUGAGAUUUCUGAUUUCAACAAUGUUGUUUC